Messenger RNA from Neoarthrinium moseri, 1008 nucleotides. RefSeq lists its product as uncharacterized. The record is from RefSeq and is a predicted model, not a curated record. The coding region runs from base 1 to 1008 and encodes 335 amino acids. The transcript has a single exon. NCBI's taxonomy places the organism in Eukaryota, Fungi, Ascomycota, Sordariomycetes, Amphisphaeriales, Apiosporaceae.
AUGUCGGCCACGAACGUGAACGCGCAGGGUGGCAGUCCCCUCUUCACCAAGUUACCCCAGGAACUACGCAAUGCGAUCUACGCCAGCUUUUUCUCAUCGACCCGCCUUACUCAUGGCCGCAAGUACAAGAUAUCUUGUGAUGACGAUUGCUUCGCUCGACCUUCCGCAAACAGUCUCGCCCUCCUUCGAACUUGUCGCCGUGCCUCGAGCGAGAUCGGCAGCACCUGGGUUGGCCAGGUGCUCUUCUACUUUCUCGACAUUCACACCAUGAUGGCUAAGUUGACCACCGCCCCUCAUUCUAUGCUCUCUCAGAUCCGACUUCUCCGCGUCGACCAGACUUGGGUCCCUUACUACAUCCCACAAGCUGAGAAUCUCUUCUUGCGAUCGUUCCUUGACCUGCUACCAGGCCUCUCCUUGCAGCUCCUCAUUGUGAAAGGUGACGCGAUCUUGCGUUCCUGGCUCGCCAUUGAAGACCUCAUGGAGCACGGAUCGGGCUGGACCGAGCUCAAUGUUCACUUUCCCACCUCAGUUCUGUCACCCCUGUAUCGCAAUCACUCGCGACAUGGCUAUAAAAUCAGGACAAUUCCGGCGGAGUUGCAGCAAGACCCCGAGACGUCCGAGAGCACAUCUUCUAGCCUCACAGUGGAAUUGUUCCGCAGUAAACGCACUGGCAGCUCGGGUGCCGUGUUUAACGAGGACCUACGAGAACCAGCCUCGGUCACUUUUGACUGCAGCCAGUAUUCGGGGCGUGUUUCUUCUCCGGGCGACAGGUUCAUCCAUCGUAAGGAGCUGCUGUUGGCUGUCAGACGACCCCGUGGGGUAGACAGCACAGUGGAGCAGCGUGUUGUUUCACGGGAGAUGGUGAGGGUCCACAAGCUGGGUUCGAGAAACCCAGACUGGAAGAAAAAUCGCCACGGGUCCGGCGGCACGGUCGGACGCGCAGACAGCUAUUACGAACAGGUGCAGGAUCAGUACGACAAUGUUCAUGAAUUCAGAGGACCAUUCUAG